GAGGUGAGACGGUGGUUAACGGAUCGAACGCAGCGGCAGGCCCUUUAACGGGAAUGAGAGUCCUGGACUGGACGAUGUGGCAGUUCGGGCCUGUGGCGGCCUAUCGAUGAUGGGUGACAUGGGCGCCGACGUGAUAAAGAUCGAAGCGCUCGACGGGGACGUCGGCAGGGCGGUGGCACGUAUGGAGUCCUCAGAUGCUGGUCUGCCCGCGGGCAGGAACGCCUACUUCGAGACCUGCAACCGGAGCAAGCGCGGCAUCGCGAUCAAUCUCAAGACAGCGGAGGGACGCGAGAUCGCGCACAAGCUGUCGCGGGCGCGGACGGCCGGAUGACAGAACUUCGCAAGGCGUGGCUGAGCG
Molecule: messenger RNA, 358 nt
Organism: Geodia barretti
Lineage: Eukaryota; Metazoa; Porifera; Demospongiae; Tetractinellida; Geodiidae
Source: the annotation of a GenBank genome assembly